UGAAAUGUUUCUGAAGGGUUUCAAGAUUGUAAAUAAGGUCACAAUUCUUGGCUAUCACCAUAUUGCAAGCCAGAGUGAGGUAAUCUCAGAACAAAAAAAAAAUGGAUCAAUUCUGAAACUGAUGAGACAAGAUUAUCAAGGACAAUCAAACCUUAAAAAAAUUACCCGGACCCCCCAGCACCGAGUUCGUCCCAAUAUCAAAGCAAAGCUGCAUCGGUGGCAUCUCUUCCUUUGCACCUGUACCCAGAUCUCUUCAGUUAUGUUUUUUUUUUUGUCAUACUUGCUUUGUUCACAUUCUCCGAACAACAUUUUUUAAAACGAUUAUUACUUCAUUAGUCUUCAUUCAAUGUGCAGUUCCUCUUAAGCGCAUUUCAAACCAGAAUGUACACCAUGCAUGUGACCUUCACACCAAGCACUAGCAGCUUGCAGACCUAUGCUAUAAAAUAAACAUACUUUUUAUAGUACUGUACAAGCUUGGUUUCAACUGCAGUAUGUGUGAGAAUUUGAGGUUAUUAGCCCAAAACAGAUUUCUUUGUGAUAUGCAACAAUAAAAUAGAAUAGAAUAGCUCUGUUGGUGGAGCAUGAAACUUUUUCAAGGUCAUAGGUUCAUACUGGGUACACGGCUAAGGAUCGCAUUCAAAUAACCACUGCAACACCAACGUUAAAACUGUGGAGGAAAGAUCUGACUUUUAGUUUAUCCUGCCAAAUAUCCUGCUUUAUUCUGGCUCCAUGAGUCAGAAUCAACAGCACCCAUCAUGGUAAAGAUAUAAUAAUAUAAAAUUCGAUUAAAUUAUGUAAUAAUGUCAUCAUCUGUUAAAACUUUACUUCAGUGCUUGAAUUGAGUUAAGUCUUAUGGGGGGGUCCCCCAGUGUUGUGUAAUUCAUAUACCUUUUUAUUAAAAUAAUCUUGGGGACCCCCCUAAGUCUAUUUUUUACUUGUCAUGGGGGGUCCCUAAUGCCUUAUGGAGGGUCCCGGAUCCAUCCCUCAAUUCGAGCACUGAUUUAUUUAAGGGACUUGCAGGAUGGUUCCAGUAUAACCAUACCAUUUCACACAGGUUGUCUCUGGUUUGGUAUCCCACCGUGCUUACCGAUCCACAUGACAGCUUUGACAUUACUAAUUUUCCAUGCAAAAUUGUGCAGUUUUGGUGUAAAUCCGCAUUUCGGAAGCUUCAUGGAAUAUGUGCAAGGAUGUGUAAUGAAAUACAACUUGAGCCCGUACUCUAAAGCUGGUCCUGGACCAGUUCAUAGCUGAAUUAAUUCAUAAUUAAUGCUUUAUUCUUUUUGUUUUGUUUGUUUGUUUUAAUUAAGCGAAGUAUCCUUAAAUAUGACCCUUUUUAGAACCAGAUUUUUCCCUGCGCGCAUGGUUUUGAUACCAACGGCUUUCCAUAUAAUUGCCUGAACGCCGCAGUGAGUGCACUGUAAACAGCAGCUUCUGCGACCCCCUGCUUACCAAGGACACACCACAAGAGGACAAACAUGCUUUAGAUGUAAUGAAGAUGUCAGAUCAUGUCGAUCGCGAGGUUUUAAAACGGAUCCGUGCAUGCUGAGAGGACAAACUUCAUCCACCGCUAGUCCACGCCAUGCCGUUUCUGUUGUUUGUCCUGGACGUUUGCAGUGCAGCAUGCUAACUGCGCCAAAACGCUGCGCGCUGGUUUUGCGCUCCCACUGCUUUGCCACACCGGUUUAGGCGUCCAGGAUGCGUGUAUUCCCGGGACUGUGAGCUCAGCUGCUGAAUGCAUGUUCGAUCAACGGUACGUUUUCCUUCGCAGGAAGAAUAGUCUUCUGGAUGAUGGUCAUUCUUUGUGCACGAGUAAUCGGAGUCUUCACACCUCUAUGAAGUCAUCUGGUGAGAUCCCAAUGCCAUUGUGCCAAUAUGACAUGCAAACUGCUUGUUUUGGGGCCACAAUGAUCAUCGCUGAGGAAGACACACUCUGUAUCAGUGCCCUGUCCUUCACCAGACACUUCUCUAAAUGACUCCAUCCAUCCCAGCUUGAAAUGCAAACGCUGGAAAACACCACUGGUAUAUGGCGAAUAUUCUCACUGAGGUCAAACCCCAUCAGGACAUAAGGAGCUGCCAGAGGAACCUACUGAACAACCAGCAGAACAACCCGAAAAAUCGUCCCAUCCUGCUUUAGAAUGGCCUCCAGGGACCGCGAUGGCGCUGCAGAUGGAGAUGCCGAGCCAUGUGUCAAACCUUCGGCUUAUCCGUCUGAGGACUCGGGCCCGGCUCAGAAAUCGAAAAGCCUCCCCACGCUUCACGAAAGGCAGGUUUUGGAGACGGAGGGGCCUGGAAACCCUGAGAAACCGCGCAUCUCGGCGGCAGGUGGCAGCUCCCGGGACAACCUCGACGGAUCCGCGGACUCCUCCGGCGCGUCGGCGGCAGGGAGGAGACGCCGCAUCCCGGCCCCGCUCCUCUCGCGGCUGGCCCGCUUUCCCCUCAGGCGCUACCUGCGGGUGCUGUUUUCGGACUCGCGUUGCUUCUUGUUUUACAUGUGUUACCUCACGUUUAUUCAGUCUCUCAUGGUGUCCGGCUACCUCAGCAGCGUCAUCACCACUAUAGAAAAGCGCUACAGCCUGCGUAGUUCAGAAUCUGGUCUGCUGGUCAGCUGUUUUGACAUUGGCAGUCUCCUCAUUGUCGUCUUCAUCAGCUACUUUGGUGGACGGGGCCGGAGGCCACGCUGGCUUGCCAUUGGGGGAAUGGUUAUUGCUGUUGGUGCUGCACUUUUUUCUCUCCCUCACUUCAUUUGUCCACCUUAUCAGCUGGAGCAGCUCAACACUACCGGACGGGGAGAGGGGCUCUGCACCAUUACCAAUAGCAGUAAGAGGGAGGGGCCUGAGGCAUGUCCACGAGACCAGGAAGACCGGGAGCAUGCUCUGUAUGUGGCUCUGUUUAUUUGCGCUCAGAUUCUGAUUGGCAUGGGGUCCACACCCAUCUACACCCUUGGACCCACCUACCUGGAUGAUAACGUGAAAAAGGAGAACGCUUCGCUUUACUUGGCAAUCAUGUAUGUAAUGGGAGCUUUAGGUCCAGCUGCUGGUUACCUGCUGGGUGGAGUUCUGAUUGGCUUUUACGUCGACCCAAACUCUGCUGUGCACAUUGAUCAGAACGAUCCACGUUUCGUAGGAAACUGGUGGAGUGGGUUUCUUUUCUGUGCUGUGGCCAUGCUGCUGGUGAUAUUCCCCAUGUUUGCCUUUCCGAAGAAGCUUCCCCCUCGCCACAAGAAAAGCAAUGGGAAGAAGAAGCGGGUGGGGGACCUGCCAAGCGAUGAUGAGGUGAUGAAGGAGAAGAGCCAAGCCGUCUCUUCCUCCAUCGGGUUUGGAAAAGACAUCAAAGAUAUGCCCAAGGCAGCCCUGCGUAUCUUGAGCAAUGUGAUCUUUUUGUUUGUGAGUUUGUCGUACACAGCAGAGUGUGCCAUCGUUACAGCCUUCAUCACGUUCAUCCCUAAAUUUAUUGAGUCUCAAUUUGGGGUUCCAGCAUCCAGUGCCAGUAUCUAUACAGGCUUGGUAAUUGUGCCCAGUGCUGGUGUUGGGAUAGUGCUUGGAGGCUAUAUAAUUAAGAAGCUGAAGUUAGGAGCAAGAGAAUCAGCCAAGCUGGCAAUGAUCUGUAGUGGAGUGUCUCUGCUCUGUUUCUCCACACUCUUCAUUGUUGGUUGUGAAAGCAUUAAUCUAGGGGGAAUCAACAUACCCUACACUACUGGGCCCACGCUGACUCUGUCCCAUCGGAACUUAACAGGGGGCUGUAAUGUUAACUGUGGUUGCCGGAUCCAUGAGUAUGCUCCUGUGUGUGGUUCAGAUGGAAUUACAUACUUUAACCCCUGUCUGGCUGGCUGCAGCGGUGUCUCCAAUGACAGCUCUGGGAUCAGGAAUUAUUCAGACUGUGCUUGUGUACAAAGCAGACAGGUGAUCACUCCAUCUGGAGGAAAUCACGAUUUGCAAGUGGUCAUUGUGAAAACGUACCUGAAUGAGAACGGCUGCGCUGGCAAGUGUGAGCGCACCUGUGGAACGCUCAUAACCUUCCUCAUCUUCCUCUUCAUUGUCACCCUAAUAACUGCCUGUGCACAGCCUUCUGCCAUCAUAGUCACCCUGAGGUCUGUAGAAGAGCAGGAGAGACCAUUUGCUUUGGGAAUGCAAUUUGUUCUUCUUAGGACUCUCGCCUAUAUCCCUACUCCGAUAUAUUUCGGCGCAGUGAUUGACACCACCUGUAUGCUCUGGCAGCAGGACUGUGGUGUUCAUGGAUCCUGUUGGGAGUAUGACGUGACGUCACUUCGGUUUGUCUACUUCGGUUUGGCGGCCAGCCUCAAGUUUCUGGGCUUCUUCUUCAUCUUCCUCACGUGGUAUUCACUGAAACGGCGUGAUGAGCACGCACAUAUGCAUACGCACCCCGUAUCCCCGCUGGACACGGUGAGCCAGUUGAUGUGCCAUGCAGUGUGGCAAAAAGGGCAUGCUCGCACACGCUCUUGUCCUGUCUUCCUGCCCCGCCCCCCUGAACACUGCCAUGCUGCUGCAAUGGUCACUGGACAGGCCCUAAGUCGUGGCAACAGUUGCCCCAGCAAUGGCCUAAAAGCAAUAACCCUGCCCAUCAAAUCUCUGGAGAAAGUGGUGAUUUGAACGUUUAGUGCACACACACACACACACACACACACAGUAACACACAUUUACACACCAAAAUGCAUGGACAGGGCACACUGAAGAUCAAGUGGAGCUUCUAGCUCUUCUGUGUCCUCAGAGCCACUGCUGGUGCCUUUUUUCACUCUCAAGAAAUACACUACAAUUAACACAAUUUGUAAAGUUUUGGACUUGAUACCUCAAUUGAAUUGGUACCUCUCUUCUUGCACAUUUUCAUAGAUUUCUUUCUCGUCCACAUGGUCUAAAUAAUCUCUUUUCAGUCACACACACAACACAGUAUGACCAAUACCUCACACCUUACAUAUGCAUAAACAUAAAAAAAAAAUUCUAAAGGGCCAGUACCUUUUGUCCAUCUGCACUCACAUGUUCAUCACCCUGUUCUGGUUUCUUUUUUUCCGUCUGUAGUGUGACGAGAGACUGCUGUAGGUAUUUACAUACUUCUCUAUCAUUCCACUGAUUGUCAACUUGCUUGGUCGCUUGAUUGAUUAGUUAAAUGAUGCGAUGCAGCGGUAUCGGGGAUCCUUCCAUAUAAUAAGGAGGAAUGUAUAUGGAAUUCAAGCAUUAUGCAAGCUUUUCUCUCCAUCCUACCACGAGCCUGUCAAUUAAACUCCAACAGGACAACGCAACAACACUUACACAGCCAGAGAGUGUUUUAAAAUGCAAAUGUGAAACAGUAUAAAUUCUGUACUGAGGAACUAUAUAUCUGUUACACUGCAUUCAUAUAUCCUAUGGGACGUAAAAUGAGCAUCAUUUUCAAGGGUUUAACUGGUUGUUUUGAUGUCCAAAUUAAAAAGAUUUGUAAUAAAAAAAAUCUAUAAUGUU
Silurus meridionalis is the source of this 5447-nucleotide messenger RNA. It is a transcript of the gene slco5a1a, whose product is annotated as solute carrier organic anion transporter family member 5A1a. The record is from RefSeq and is a predicted model, not a curated record. Gene Ontology annotation, molecular function: protein binding. Gene Ontology annotation, biological process: transmembrane transport; sodium-independent organic anion transport. Lineage: Eukaryota; Metazoa; Chordata; Actinopteri; Siluriformes; Siluridae. Gene Ontology annotation, cellular component: membrane.